Molecule: messenger RNA, 4414 nt
Organism: Dermatophagoides farinae (American house dust mite)
Lineage: Eukaryota; Metazoa; Arthropoda; Arachnida; Sarcoptiformes; Pyroglyphidae
Source: RefSeq, a predicted model, not a curated record
AACAUUUUAGAUUCGAUUCGUUUAUUCGAGUUUUUUUUUAUUAUUAUUAUUAUUCUGUAUCAAUUGAUUGAUGACAAAUAUAUAAUAUACUACAACGAUGCUUGGUUAUAUUCGUAAAGUAACUAAAAUUGAUCAACUCUGUCAUCAACAAUCAUCAUCGUCACGUAACGGUAGUGGCCAACAACAACAACGACAACGACAACAACAACAACAACAACAAAAGCAACAAUCAUCAUCAAUGAUUAUGAUGACGGUGAUCAAUGAUUCAAAUCGUUUAUUAGUACCAGUCGAUACAAUCGAUACUGAUGUUAAUCGUACAAAUUCAGAUUCUAAUUCGGCUACAAAUAUGAUGAUGAAUAAUAAUAAUGGUGAUGAUGAUGGUGAUGAUGAAAAAUUGUCCGCUGAUGAUCAAAAAUCAACAUCAACGAAAACUGUUUUUCAUACUCCAAAACGGAAAAGUUUAUUCAAACGACGACAUAAUCUUUUGCCAAUAUCAUCAACAAUUAAUAGUGGUAGUAGUAGUAGUAGUAAUAAUCGAACCCGUUUAUCAUUCAAUAGUAAUAAUAAUAAUUCUGAUCAUAAUAUUAUGGAAAAAUCGAUUAAUAAUCCAACGUUGAUUAAUAAUGAUUCGCAAACAUAUUGUUCAAAUAUUUCCAUAAAUCAUCGUCAUCAUCAUCAUCAUCAUCACGAUCAAACACAUACAAUUCAUUCGCAUAAUAAUAAUAUUAAAAUCUGUCCAACAAUAGCAUCGGCAUUAUGGCGUCCAUUAUGGCCACCUGGUUGGCAUCCUCGUAGUAAUAAUACAUCAUCAUCAUCAUCAGCAUCAGCAACAACCACAACGUCCAAUACAAAAGUGCCUACGUCUUUAUCGACCACAAGUGAUGGUGGUGGUGGUGUAAGUACAUUGUCUUCGUCUUCAUCAUUAACACGUCGAUCAGCUAAUAAUAAUAAUAAUAAUGGUGAUGAUAUCGAUAAUGAAUCGAAUAAAAUUGAGGAUUGGCUAGACGAACAUCCAGAUUUUGUAAAUAGUUAUGUUAUACGUAAAGUAUCACGUUCGAUUAUUGAUAAAUGGCUUGUUACACAUUCAGCAUCUACAAUGGGAACAUUAUUUCCGAAUAAUCAGAAUAAUACAUCAUCAUUGGCAGCAACAUCAUUGGCAGCAUCAUCAUCAACAUCACCAGCAGCAGCAGGAGCGGUGGCGGCGGCCCCAGAUUCAGGUGCAAAUACACCGGUACGAAAAAUAUCUGCACAUGAAUUUGAGGCAAGUGGUGGUGGUUAUCUACGACCAAUGGUAUCGACUACUUGUGAUGGAAUGUUAACAUUUUUAUCACUUCAAGAUAAUAUGGGUAGAGAAAAUUCCAUAACAGCCAGUGAUUCUUCAGAUCUUUUUCAUGCAUCCGGAUCAUUUGGUAAUCGACCACGGCCACGACCACGUGCAUCAAUCAUAUCAUUACGUUCACGUGAACAAUUAGAAUCCAAUAGUACUGAUGAAUGUGAAUUAAUAUUUGAAUUAGUCAAAGAUAUUUGUAAUGAUUUGGAUGUAAAAUCAUUAUGUCAUAAGAUAUUGAAAAAUGUUAGCAUAUUGACACAAGCUGAUCGUUGUUCACUAUUUUUGGUAAGAGGCGAAAAAGAUGAAAUCGAAAAUAGAUAUUUGGUUAGUCAAUUGUUUGAUGUUUGUGGACAAUCGACCAUUGAACAAGUGUCGAAAAAUGAAGAAAUCAUUAUCCCAUGGGGCACAGGCAUUGUUGGUCAUGUAGCCGAAACUGGUGAAGCGGCAAACAUUCCAGAUUGUUAUCAGGAUUCACGUUUUACCGAUACAAUUGAUCAAAAAACUGGUUAUAAAACAUGUAAUAUGUUAUGUAAUCCUAUAUUUGAUAUUGAUGGUGAAGUGAUGGGCGUAGCACAGGUGAUCAACAAAAAAGAUUCCAAAUGUUUUGAUAAGAAUGAUGAAAAUGUUUUUGUAAAAUAUCUACAAUUCUGUGGUAUUGGUUUACGAAAUGCACAAGUUUAUGAACGAUCACAGUUAGAGAAUAAACGUAAUCAGGUAUUGUUAGAUCUGGCCAGAAUGGUAUUUGAAAAACAAUCAAAUAUUGAAAAUAUUAUCUACCGUAUUCUGAUACAUAUUCUAUCAUUAUUACAAUGUGAACGUUGUCAAAUUAUGUUGCUUGAAUGUGAUGAUAAUGAUGAUGAUGAAAAUGAUGAUUUUAUUUUAGCUAUGAAUUCAAAUUCAACAAAAAUUAGUCAUGAUGAUUCGCCAACAUCGAAACAUCUACAUCUAAAUGCACAACAAACUGCGAGUAAUUAUUCAUCAGAUCGAAGUCCAUUAUCUGAUUGUCCAAGUAGUAAUGGAUCAAGUUGUUUGGAAUCAAAUUAUGAACUACAAGUUAAUCAAGUUACAAUGGCUACACGUAGUUUUUAUCGUGUAUUUGAUUUGCAAGCCAAAGAUUUGGAACAAAUUGAUUUUGAAAAGAAUCAAAAAACACCAUUUGAAGGUCGAUUUCCAAUCAAUAUCGGUAUAACUGGUUAUGUAGCUACAACGGGCGAAACAUUGAAUAUUGCCGAUGCUUAUAAUGAUUGUCGUUUUGAUCCAAUCGUCGAUGAUCAAGAUGAUGAUAAUUAUGGCGAUAAUAAUAAUGUUGAUGAUGGCAAUAGAUUUCGACAUAAAAGUAUACUUUGUAUGCCUAUCCGUAAUGCAACAAGAAAAAUAAUUGGUGUCGCACAAUUGGUGAAUAAAUUGAAUGGUCGUCCAUUUAAUAAGAAUGAUGAAAAUCUAUUUGAAGCAUUUGCCAUAUUUUCCGGUAUGGGUAUCGAAAACACACAUAAAUUUGAAAAAGCCGUUAAAUCAAUGGCUAAACAAAAAGUUACGUUAGAAUUAUUAUCAUAUCAUGCAUUGGCAAGUGAACAUGAAGCAUCAAAAUUUGCCCGAAUGUUAAUACCAUCUACAAGCAGUCUUUCAUUAUCUAGUCUACGAUUUGAUGAUUUUAGUUUGAAUGAAGAUCAAAUGAUAAAAGCUUGUAUACGAAUGUUUAUUGAUUUAGAUCUAAUUGAACGUUUUCAUAUUGAUUAUAAAGUACUUUGUAAAUGGAUUCUAAGUGUACGAAAAAAUUAUCGUCCAGUUUUAUAUCAUAAUUGGCGACAUGCAUUUAAUGUUGCACAGAUGAUGUUUGCAAUAUUUGUUAAUUCAGACAUGUGUUUUGUUUUGGGUGAACUUGAAACAAUGGCAUUGAUAGUUGCUUGUCUUUGUCAUGAUCUUGAUCAUCGUGGUACAAAUAAUUCAUUUCAAAUAAAAACCGGUUCACCACUUGCACAAUUGUAUUCAACAAGUACAUUGGAACAUCAUCAUUUUGAUCAAUCAUUAAUGAUACUCAAUAGUCAGGGCAAUCAAAUAUGGAGCAAUCUUUCACCACAAGAAUAUCGUCGAGUUGUAUACGUAUUGGAAGAAGCUAUAUUAGCCACCGAUUUGGCUGUUUAUUUUCGUAAACGUGAUAAAUUUUUUCAACUAGUCGAACAAAUGAAAACCACUGGCCAACGUGAUUGGUCCGAUGAGAAUAAUCGUUCAUUAUUACGAUCAAUGUUAAUGACUUGUUGUGAUAUAGCUGCCAUUACGAAACCAUGGCAAACACAAAAAGUGGUUGCCGAACUAGUCGCUAGUGAAUUCUAUCAACAAGGUGAUAUUGAAAAAGAACAACUAAAUAUUGAACCAAUUGAUAUGAUGAAUCGUGAGAAAAAAGAUGAAUUACCUAAAAUGCAAAUGUCAUUUAUCGAUACUAUUUGUUUGCCAGUUUAUCAGGCAUUCGCUAAGCUAGGACCAUCGCCAAUGAAAAUAUUAUUAAAUGGUGUUACUGAUAAUCGUGAAGCAUGGCAUCUAUUAUCAAGUCAACCAUAUCAAUUAAACAUUCGACAAACCAAUUCAACCUCAUCAACAACAACAACAACAAUAACAACGACGGAUACGACAAUAAACCAAACAAAAACGAUAACGGUACCACCAUCACCACCAUCACCAACCAUAGAAACACCAUCAUCAACAUUUAUAGAUGAUGAACCAAAUGUCUGAAAUAUGCAUGGUUUCCACACGUCCUUCAUCAUUUCGAUAUUCGAAAACCAAAUUUUUUCUUAAGCACACAAACACACACACACACCUUACAUUCAUCAUUAUUUUUCAUUUCAACAAAUAGGAAUCACAUUUGCACAUGUGAAGAAUUUUCAUUUUAUUGCAAUUUGUUGCAAUUUUAAAUUUGUGAUAUAUAUUAGAAAAAAAAUCGGUUAAACUUAGCGAUGUGAAAAACACGUGUACACAAUUCAAUUGAAACUUUGAAUUUCGUAUGUGUUUCAAUCGAUACGUUUUUGUUUAGUUUUGUUUUUGUUAUUGUUUUGUUUUAUAUAAUGAAUGAAAAUCAUCAAUAUCAAUCAA